Messenger RNA from Penaeus chinensis, 492 nucleotides. RefSeq names its product cuticle protein AM1199-like. Lineage: Eukaryota; Metazoa; Arthropoda; Malacostraca; Decapoda; Penaeidae. Gene Ontology annotation, cellular component: chitin-based extracellular matrix. Gene Ontology annotation, molecular function: structural constituent of chitin-based larval cuticle. The transcript is spliced from 4 exons. The record is from RefSeq and is a predicted model, not a curated record. Bases 1 to 492 code for a protein of 163 amino acids.
AUGUUCUUGAUGUUCGUCGGCUUUUUUGUGGCGACGGCUGCUGCAGCCCCAGACCACUACGGACCACCACCGACCAGGUUCUAUGGCAUUCCCGGGGCGCAGUCAGGUCCAGUCAUUCCCAUCCUGAAGGACGAGCGUGAGGGACCUGACGCAUCAGGAGUGUACAGCUUCGAGUUCGAGACUGGCAAUGGCAUCAAGCGAGAGGAACAAGGUGCCCCUCAAGGACCGUCUGGCGCAGUGGCAAUGCAUGGAGGAUGGUCUUUCACUUUCCCCGACGGCUCCCCCGCCGAUGUCUCUUUCGUCGCCGACGACGCUGGUUACCGCGUCGAGUCUGACCUUCUGCCCACGCCCCCUCCUCUCCCCGCCCACGCCAUCGCCCAGAUCGAGAAGGCUCGUCGGGAGGACGCAGCUGCUGCUGCCUUGAGCGGGCGUUACACCGCUCCUCGGACUAGCUAUGGAUACCCAUACAACAUAUCAAAGGAAUAUAUUUGA